CGGAGGAAACCGACUAUUGUACAUCAUGCAACACGUUCAUGCUCAUCGACUCGUAACAUCCAUACGGGAUAUGUAUUGCAUGUUCUGACUCUGCUGGUUCGUGUUUAGUAGUGGUAGGAUCUGUCUCGUGUGCCCAGAAAGCGUGCUUUGUGGAGAAAGUUUUUUUUUUUUCUUAUUUUCUUCGUUAUAUACUGUGCGAGCUCUUCAGAGAGGCGUAUCAAGCUCAAUCUAGAGACUGUCGAGGCGUCUGCUGCCACACCGGCGAAGUUCGAUCGACGCGAUAUCGCCGAGCGCUCCGGUAUAUACACACGGUAUGUACCACGCGAUAAAAAGCGGCUUCGUCAGUGAUGAGGCGUCAAUGUAUGUUCGGAAGCACUCCCUGUCUCUGCACCCUGCCCAAGAGAAGCUGAUCGAGGAAACUAUGAAGUUACCGAUGGGAGGAAUGAUGGGCGACCCGAGUGAACUCCAACUGAUCCAACUUCUUCUCAAGGCGACGGGAGCCAAGAAGUAUCUGGAAGUCGGAGUGUUCACAGGGUGCAGCGCCCUGGCAGCUGCGCUAGCCCUUCCCCCGGAUGGCAAAGUGGUGGGCCUCGAUGUCUGCAAGGAGUACGUGGACGUCGGGAGGCCCUUCUGGAAGGAGGCUGGUGUUGACCACAAGAUUGACAUUCGCAUAGGCAAUGCCUUGGAGUCCCUGGAUCGCGCCAUCGCAGACGGGGAAGCAAGCACCUUCGACUUUGCCUUCAUCGACGCGAACAAAGAAGGCUACGACGACUACUACGAGCGCUGCCUACAGCUUGUUAGGCAGAAUGGCUUGAUUGCUUUUGACAACGUUCUGUGGCAGGGCAGGGUUUACGACGCCGGAGACAACAGCCUCGACACCGUUGCCCUUCGAAAGAUAAACGAGAAGCUUGGGAAGGACACCCGCGUGGACAUCAGCAUGUUGACCGUCGGGGAUGGCAUUACUCUGGCCCUCAAGAAGUGAGCCACGACAACCACUAGUUAUGAAUGAUUGAUUAACAGGAAAUGCUAGCGUGAUUUUGUUUAUUCACUUUAAGCUUAUGCUUGCAUUGUUAGGAUAUGGUGCGGGGACUUCUGUACGAUGAUUAAUAAACUGUUUUAAAGCA
This is a messenger RNA of Ixodes scapularis (black-legged tick), 1124 nucleotides long. Its product is annotated as catechol O-methyltransferase domain-containing protein 1. The record is from RefSeq and is a predicted model, not a curated record. The transcript has 7 exons. Bases 314 to 982 code for a protein of 222 amino acids. Lineage: Eukaryota; Metazoa; Arthropoda; Arachnida; Ixodida; Ixodidae. Gene Ontology annotation, molecular function: O-methyltransferase activity; S-adenosylmethionine-dependent methyltransferase activity.